CGUUUCCGCCCCGUCUCGGGGCUCUCCGCCCACCGCGGCGCGGCCGCGACCCGAGUCCUUCCCGCCAGUUUUGCCCGCCGCCGCGCCUACGCUAAUCCUCCCGGAACACGCGGCUCCGCGCGAUUUUCCCACGCCGCGGAAAUCGCGUCAAGUGCCGUCGCUCCUCCUCCCUCGGAUCUCGCGGUCUCCGUCGCGGUCGGCCUCCGAACGAAUUUUCCACGGUGGUUCUUCUCGUGGCGGCCCUCGUGUGCCUACCGGUGGAUUUUUUGUGGUAUUUUGACGCUCGGGGCGUUCCGGCUGUGGUGUCAGUGAUCUCGCGAAGGUUCGAAAAUCCCGUGUGCUGCCCUCGCCCAGGAGUCGAAGUUACGGAAUCGUCGGAGCCUGGAAGGGAAUUUACCAGAAAGCAGUUGGAAUAACGCGAUGAGGCGAAAGUACGGCCGCUGACAUGCUGAGUGUGUGGGAAAUGAUUCGGAGCUAAUGCCGCCCACCAUGAGAGUGGCUCCGAUCCCCUUAAGGUGCAUCUUAGUCUGCGUCUUAUUCGCCCUCAACGUCGAGUUUGCCGCGCACGGCUUGGAGCCGGAGUUCUCUGUCUCACCCAAGGACGUCCGAGUGCCGCAAGGUCGAGACGCCAUUUUCACGUGCGUGGUCAAAGACCUGGGCGGUUAUAGGGUGAGUGCCAACAUCGCGCCGGCCAGGGUUGCCUGGAUCAAGGCGGACACGAAGGCGAUCCUGGCGAUCCACGAUCACGUGAUCACGAACAACGCUCGCCUAUCGGUGACGCACAACGACUUCAACACGUGGACGCUCAACGUCAGCAACGUCCGCCCUGAGGACAGCGGCGACUACAUGUGCCAGGUCAACACUGACCCCAUGAAAAGCCAGACGGCGUCGUUAGAAGUUGUGAUACCCCCCGACAUCAUCGAAGGCACUGCCGGUGACGUCAUGGUGCGAGAGGGUGGCUCGACCAAAUUAGUAUGUAUAGCGUCCGGGUAUCCGGCACCCAAUAUCACGUGGAAGAGGGAGGAUGGUGGCGAUAUCAUUCUCCGAUCAGCUUCCUCGGACAUUAAACAUAAAAUGGGUACGUCUGUUCUAGCGAAAACCGUGCACGGCAGCGAGUUAUCGCUCACGCAGGUGACUCGCAGCGAUAUGGGAGCUUAUAUUUGUAUAGCAGCCAACGGGUUCCCGCCUUCAGUUAGUAAAAGAAUUAUGUUACAUAUCCAUUUUAUACCCACCAUCCGAGUGCCGAACCAGCUUGUUGGAGCGCCCAUCGGUACCAACGUCACGCUACAAUGUUACGUAGAGGCAUCGCCCAAGUCCAUAAACUACUGGAUUAAAGAAUCAGGGGAAAUGAUUAUGCCGACAACGAAAUACCAGCCGACUGAAAUAUCGAAUAACCCGCACUACGGGGUUUCAAUGAAAUUAGACGUCAGGAGACUGAACAAGAACGAUCUGGGCGGCUAUAAGUGCAUCUCGAAAAAUUCCUUCGGAGGAGCCGAGGGCAGUAUCCGGCUUUACGAGGUGGAGGUCGAGGGCAACAAAGUCUCGGAGGAGAUCCGCGACAACUCGAUCGACGGAGGCAGCAACGUGUUCAACGAGCUGCACGGGUCCUACCCGGAGCCGAUGAACGAGUCGGACUACGCCCGCAAGCAGCACCGGAGCCCGGGCGCCGGCGCUUCGCACACCGCCCCGAGGACGCUCCUCCUCGCACUGGUCCUCUCCUACGUCGUCCGGUGGUCGACCAGCGCAGCCUGGUAACCCGUGCGUCACCGUCCUGCCAGGAUUCCCGUCGCAUCGCAGCUGUAGUCAUACCGCACGACGGCCGAGCUUUGUCGACUCACGACAUGAAAACCAUGAAAACUUGACAUUUUUUUCUUUAGUCAAAAGAACGCGGUUUAUCUGUAAAUUCUGAGUUUUUACACAGGACCUUGAAAAUUAAGAACGACUUAAAUGUACCAAAUUCACAAGCUA
Bemisia tabaci is the source of this 1968-nucleotide messenger RNA. Its product is annotated as Dpr-interacting protein beta. Gene Ontology annotation, cellular component: neuron projection. The record is from RefSeq and is a predicted model, not a curated record. Lineage: Eukaryota; Metazoa; Arthropoda; Insecta; Hemiptera; Aleyrodidae.